Messenger RNA from Hermetia illucens (black soldier fly), 3993 nucleotides. RefSeq names its product nose resistant to fluoxetine protein 6. Gene Ontology annotation, molecular function: acyltransferase activity, transferring groups other than amino-acyl groups. The coding region runs from base 1227 to 3917 and encodes 896 amino acids. The transcript has 11 exons. Lineage: Eukaryota; Metazoa; Arthropoda; Insecta; Diptera; Stratiomyidae. The record is from RefSeq and is a predicted model, not a curated record.
UCCUGAUUUCUUGUUUACACUAAUCAGUUAAUGUUGUUUAUAUCAAAUAUGGCUAUACGCAAAUGAUCUACUGUUUGACUAUGAAAAGUUUCCACUGCACGUCACUGGUACAAGGAAGGGUGUACAUUUUUUUCAAAGAAUAUAGCCAUGUGAAGUGUCAAAUAACAGAUAUCAGAUUGUAAAGAAGGGGAACUCUGCCCAAAUAAAAAAUCUGAGAAAAAAAUUAUCGCGGUGUCUGCGUACGACACCUAGGCCUCAAAACACUUCACAUCGAUAUCGCUUUAAAUAAUAUUAGAAUAUUAUAAUAUUUUGUAAAUUUAUUAUUUGUAUACGCCAUAAUAAGAAGCGUUAUUCUGGAACGUUUGAGGGGAAUCCUACUAUUAUUAACAAGGGUCAAAGUUAACUCCUUCGCGUGAAAUUUCUGUACCCCAAUGUCAGUAUCACAUUGAAGUGAAUAGUCGUACGUACUGGAUGCACACAUUACGAGCGAUGUACUACUGGAACCACGUCUUCAUAUCCAUAUAUUCUUACAUAACAAAUCUUGUAUUAUCUUUGUGAAGGUUUAACCCAUAUAAAAGUGUGCUGGUUUUUAGAGAGACAUCUUCGCUUCUAAGAAUAAAUGCGUUUGGCGACGAAGUAUGAUAUUAUACUACAUACUGCAUAUGUGGACACGCACACAAGAUACACUAAAAACUUACCGGUUGAGGGCACAAUAAUUAUUUUUUGAGUGCAGUCCAGUCUGUAAUCUGAUAAAAUGUAACCACUUCAAACUGAAAUCUUGACCAUUACUCAGGUUCCCCGUGCAGUAAUUGAGAAAUUGUUUGUUGCGUGCAAUUCAACGGUAAGAUACCACAAACGUGCCACAGAAGGAUUUUAAGAAAGUUUUCUUUACGUUUCGCAUGUUGGCGAGUAAGUGGUGGAAACUCGAUAGUAUUUCGAUAUUGCAUCAGCAAGUGCAAUUCAGUACGAGUUUUAGCUUUCCGCGAUUCAAACGAGUGGUUAAUAUUAUUCGAAAGGUAUUUUGCUAAAAUUUGGUUUUAAUCGUCGUGGAAUUGAUAUUUUAUGUUGACAAUUAUCGCUAGCAUCGCGCAAAUCCUGGCAAAUUAUUUAUGGUGUGAAGGCUUGAAAUCUUCAUCUAUUUGACAACAAUCACCCGGAUAGAUUUAUCCUCAAAAGUUUAAUUUAUACGACGACAACGGAAAUAGAAACAUAACGACCAAGUUGUGAUGCUACUUGUAUUAUACCCGAAGGACCAAACACAAUGUACAAUGACGUUGCCUUCGGUAGUAAUAAUAGUAUGGACAUUCACUUUGACUGCUUGGGCUUAUUCGGUCACGCUAGAGACUACUACGAUUAAGUCACAAUACGGGAACUACAGCAGUAAAUUUAUGGAUUCAUCUGUAAGGAAACUGGGGAGGCAGAAAGCUUCUGGGACACUGGUUAAAUCAGGUCCUGUGUUAGGUGAAUCAAUAAGUGGUUAUCCAGCGAGAAUCGAUUUUAAUGUGGAUGAUUUUGAAGAUCUUAGUGACAAUUUCAAGAAGGGCGAUGUGAAUAUCGAAGAAGUAGGAGUAUUAAAAAAUGUACAACUUUUAAGUUCAACCCUAGAACCGAAUCCACUACCCAGAGUAUUUUUGGGGAACAAUGAUAGCAACUACCAUAUUUUCAAAGUGUCGAAAAGUCCUAAGCAGAAGAUGAAGAAUUUUGAUGCUACUAAAAAAGAAGAAUUGCAUAAACAUAUCGCGUUUAGAUUUAAUAGUUUUGAAACACCAAAUUUCAACGUUCCGAAUGUUAGUGGCGUUAAUGAUACCGAUUUUAAAGGCUUUGAAGUGCUGACCAACAUGUACAACCAUUAUCAUUGGCAGCCAACUGAAAUAAGGAGUAAAGUAUCAGUUGCUUGCGGAGUUGAAUUGUAUGCUUAUUUUUCGGCACUGAAUAAUAAUGCUGAAUGGGCUCAAAAAGCAUAUGACUCAUCUGGACGAUAUCGUGGUCAGUUUUUGUACGGCAAUGAUCUAUGGCUUGGUGAAAAAAUAUUUUGUGAUGAAAUCAAUCAUCAUACGACGGAGAUGGAACGGGAGCAGUUUUUCUUCAGUUUCUUUGUUGCGAGGAUUUUGAUAAAGAGUAACUCAGUUGUUCGUGAGCCGCAAGUUUUAAAUUUAGGUGAAUGUUUGCCCAAAUCAUGUACAACAAAAGAUGUUAAAAGUAUUCUGGAUCUUGACCCAUACGCUUAUAUGCUCAAUGGUGGAUCUUCAUCCGAAAGGGUAACCAUACUUGAUGUUCGUAGAGUGCCAGGGAAUUUUGCUGUUUGGAACGAUAAAGGAUUCUACAUUUUAAGCUUUUCGUUUUUACUGAUUUUUAUUACGGCAAUUAUUUCAACUUUAUACGAAAAUAAAUUGGAACAGAAAAGCAAAGCUGAAAUUAAAGGACCUCGACAGAACGUCGAGAAUCAUGAUCCAGAAAAUGGCAAAGUAUUCGAACUGUUUCAAAUGCAAACACCCACCCAAAUCGGAAACAACAACAACAAUUCUGAAUUGGAGUCAAAUAAGAGCAAAUUUGGUGGAAAUGAAGAAAACCCUUUACCAGAACCAAACAAGGAAACUUCCAAUUCUUGGAGGAAAUUGGGAGUUGCCACACAAAUUCUGCUUUGUUUCAGCUUGCGGUCCAAUAUGAAAGCAAUCUUUGUGCAGAAUCAUCGUAAUGAGAAGUUACUUAGCUCGAUGCAUGGAAUGCGUGUAAUAUCUUUACUAUGGACAAUUUUGGUGCACACAUAUAUAUUUGUUUUCAACAUUGGAGAAAACAGAUACCGUCGCACUAUAACCGAGCGAUCAUUCACAUAUCAGCUAAUUGGUAAUGCAACCUUCUCCGUGGAUACAUUUUUCUUCAUAAGUGGUUUGUUGGUCACUUAUUUAUUUUUAAAGGAGGAUAAGACGAUAGAAAAAUCAACUACGACAUUUGCGAAAAAUGGGGCUCUUAAAGCUGUAAUUUUGCUGUCCUAUCGCUAUAUUAGACUUACUCCAGCUUAUUUGUUUGUGAUAUUUUUCAACAAGAUCUCAAUGGAAUACAUAUUAAAUGCUUCGGUUUUCACUCCGUCUCUCAUCGAUUAUCCUGCUUGCGCAAAGUACUGGUGGCGUAAUAUUCUGUACAUAAACAAUUGGUAUCCAUUCAACGAGUUUUGCUUGCAUUGGUCAUGGUAUCUAGCAAACGACAUGCAGCUCUAUAUAAUGGCUAUUAUCUUGUUGAUUGUGUCCAAGAGAUACUUCAAAUGGUCUGUUAGUAUUCUACUUGCAAUUUUGUGCACAUCAUGGGCAACUUCAGGGGUGGUCUCCUUGCAUUGCAAUUAUAUAUAUAAAGUUGCUAAGCCAUUCGAGUCCUUUGAUAUAUUAUACGAUAAGCCUUGGCAACGAGCUGGAUCAUAUAUUGUUGGUAUGAUAACGGGCUACGUCGUUCAUGUUGUAAGGAUCAAGCCGAGGAUUCCAUUUGUUGUCAACGUAGGAUUGUGGCUGUGUACCAUGAGCAUAUUCUUUGGAUUAGUGUUUGGAGUUUGGAACGGACAACUUGGAUUGCUUUCAACUGCAUUUUAUACUGGAGUUGGACACACAGCCUGGGCACUCGGUCUGGUAUGGAUUACGCUCUCAUGCGCUUGGGGAUUUAAUAGGCCUUUGAACAAUUUUUUGUCCUACAGUGUUUUUUUGCCAUUCAGUCGUUUGACAUAUUGCACCUAUCUGAUUCAUCCAAUAAUUAUAUCUAUAGUGACGUUUCAUGUGAAAGGUCCAAUGAAUUUACAGCACCCCAUCCUUUUUACUCUAUUUUUAGGGUAUGUGUUUCUAUCGUUUUUUGCUGGAUUAAUGGUUUCAUUAUUAUUUGAAGCGCCCACGAUAAAGUUGUUGAAAAUUCUUUUCCGAAGGCAGACAAUUAAGUAACCAGUGAGCUUAAGUAAAUAUUGUAUUAUAUUAUUUGUAAAUGAGUAAAGUAGUUAUAGGAAAUGAAGUUAAAGAA